AUGGCUGCUAGAACACAAUUCGAAAACUCUAACGAGGUUGGUGUAUUCUCCAAGUUGACCAACUCAUACUGUCUGGUCACUGUUGGUGGGUCUGAAAAUUUCUACUCUGCUUUUGAAGCUGAACUCGGCGAUGCCAUUCCUAUUGUUCACACUACUAUUGCCGGAACCCGUAUUGUCGGUAGAAUGUGCGCUGGUAACCGUAGAGGUCUACUAGUGCCCACACAGACUACGGAUCAAGAGCUGCAUCAUCUCAGAAACAGUUUGCCAGAUAGCGUGAAAAUCCAAAGAGUUGAAGAGCGCCUGUCGGCUCUGGGUAACGUAAUCUGCUGUAACGAUUACGUGGCUCUAGUGCAUCCUGAUAUUGACCGCGAAACCGAAGAGUUGAUAGCCGAUGUGUUGGGGGUUGAGGUUUUCCGUCAAACCAUCUCGGGCAACGUGCUAGUGGGCUCUUACUGUUCGCUGAGCAAUCAAGGUGGUCUAGUGCACCCUCAAACCACGAUUCAAGAUCAAGAAGAACUCUCUUCUCUGCUGCAAGUGCCGUUGGUUGCAGGUACCGUAAACCGCGGUUCUGCUGUCGUUGGUGCCGGUAUGGUGGUCAAUGAUUACUUGGCCGUUACUGGCCUGGAUACCACAGCUCCGGAACUAAGUGUCAUUGAAAGCAUUUUCCGUCUGCAAGACGCACAACCAGACUCGAUUUCGGGCAAUUUGCGUGACACUUUAAUUGAAACUUACUCUUAA
Lachancea nothofagi CBS 11611 is the source of this 738-nucleotide messenger RNA. The record is from the annotation of a GenBank genome assembly. NCBI's taxonomy places the organism in Eukaryota, Fungi, Ascomycota, Saccharomycetes, Saccharomycetales, Saccharomycetaceae.